Lampris incognitus (smalleye Pacific opah) is the source of this 4634-nucleotide messenger RNA. RefSeq names its product carbohydrate-responsive element-binding protein. Gene Ontology annotation, cellular component: nucleus. Lineage: Eukaryota; Metazoa; Chordata; Actinopteri; Lampriformes; Lampridae. Gene Ontology annotation, biological process: regulation of transcription by RNA polymerase II. Gene Ontology annotation, molecular function: protein dimerization activity; DNA-binding transcription factor activity, RNA polymerase II-specific; RNA polymerase II cis-regulatory region sequence-specific DNA binding. The transcript has 17 exons. The record is from RefSeq and is a predicted model, not a curated record. Bases 31 to 2865 code for a protein of 944 amino acids.
ACCGUGCGGAUCAAUAGCCAAGCACCAAACAUGGCAACGGCACGGAGACUGUCUUCAGAUCUGCCGGGACGAACAGAACAGAGCCGGCUCCCCGAUUCGGAAUCCGACUCGGAUCCGGCGGAGGAGGAGGAGGAGGAGGACCAGACUCCGGCGGCCGCGCCGGGUACCGGGCCGUACGCGGGGUCCCGCCGCCGCAGCCAGGUCAUCCACAGCGGCCACUUCAUGGUGUCCUCCCCCCACAGCGACUCGGCCCCGCGCAGGAGGAGCGGCGCGGCCCCGGGGUACGACUUCGACACGGUCAACAGGACGUGGUGCCACACGUACCGCUUCGGCCCGCUCAGCUCGGGGAGCCUGAGCAUCGACCCCACUCUCACCCGGCUGUUUGAGUGCAUGUCGCUGGCCUACAGUGGUAAGAUUGUCUCCCCAAAGUGGAAAUCUUUCAAAGGCCUGCGGCUGCUGUGGCGGGAUAAGAUUCGUCUGAACAACGCGAUCUGGAGGGCUUGGUUCAUACAGUAUGUGGAGAAGAGGAGGAACCCGGCGUGCGGCUUCGUCACCCCGCUGGAAGGCUCCGAGGCCGACGCGCACCGCAAGCCUGAGGCCAUCGUGUUGGAGGGCAGCUACUGGAAGCGCAGGAUCGAGGUGGUGAUCAAGGAAUACCACAAGUGGAGGAUCUACUACAAGAAGAGGCUGCAGAAAAACAAGGAUGACCUCCUAUCGCUGCUGCAGCAGGGUCCGAUCUGCCAGGCCAAGCUGGAGAAAUGGUCCAGUCAGAUGUGUCGGGAACCUGAGAGCACACCCGAGGAGGUCCACAUGUUCGACUUGGACUGCUUUCUGUCCAACAUCUCUGACACCCUCUUCACCAUGACCCAAAAGCCCUAUCCGUGGACCGGCGACCGACACAACACCUACACCAGUAAUGCUGAUAUGAUCCAGCCGGGCCUGACUCCCCUGCAGCCUAACCUGGAUGACUUCAUGGAUAUUCCAGACAUCUUCAUGAGUUACCGGGGCCAGCCCUCUGAGCAGACUGACUUCGCUGACUGUGGGUAUUUCGAGGGUUCGUCCAGUGCGGCGUUUGGUCCCGCUUGCGGCCCAGCGGUAACGACUGCCCAGCUGCUCGUCGACACCAGGCUGUCUCAGCCCGGCCUGUCGUCUGACGGUCUGUCUCAACCCUCCUCGUGCCACACCCCACCAGAGCGGGCCAGGCCGGGCCAGGACGGCAGCGAAUACCACCACCCCAGCAAGACGUCCACUUCUAUGCCCUACGGACAUCCAUCCUACCCCGAUCCGCCGCUCCCUUUAGCCGUCAGCAGCAUACGGCAGCCUGCCCCUGCAAGUGGUCCGUUUGCAUACCCACCGCCUUGUCACAAGUAUGGUUACUAUGCACCCACAAGCGUCAACGUGACCUCCACAGUGAUCACCCACACCGCCUCCUCCAUGGACCCCCUGGCAUCCGAGCCCCAGACUCACGGCUACCCCGCCGCAGAAGACAUGUACCCCCAGACUCUCUGCCCCUCUCUGAAUUACCUGACUGACCCGGCACCUGCAGACGUGCCCUCUGUCAGUAUGGCCCACUCUUUCUCGGUCCCUGACCCGUUGGGCGUCGUCAGCGUCAGGGAGAAACACAAGCAGAAGACAGCGGGAGUAAAAACGGUUGGCUCCUUCGUGGCUCGGUCCAGUCCGCCUCCCAUCGCCCCUCCGCCGACGAGCUGCCUUGCUAAGCUGCUCUCCUUCAGCGCCCAGGAACGUAAGCCAGCGCUGGGAUUUGACACAGCUUUGGGGGUAACCAAGGGGCCGAGACCAACAUCAUCCAAGUCCUCCCAGUCGGACAGCAGCGUGCAUGCCGGAGGUCCGCCGUCCCAGCCGCAGGACCCUGGACCGAGCUGGCCUGUGAGGAGCCCGCUGUCCGCGCCGCUGCCCGGCUGGAGCUCCUCGCUGGCGCACGCCGGAGCCCACGGCGGCGCCUCGGCCGUGUGCGCCCUGCUCACCCGCGGCCCCGAACACACCGGGAAGACCCUCCUCGUCCCCAAGACCGAGAAGCUAUCUCCUGUUCAGACCUACGGCGCGGAGAGGACCGCCUCAACAUUUAGUUUCUCAGGACAUUCGGGCCGAACGUCACCAACAAACCCGCUGGAGAAACUGUCCAACCCCGAGUCCCCACACUCCUUUGCUGGACCUGGAAGAACCGAACCAAACAAGCAAACCGAAACCAGGAGGAUAACUCACAUCUCGGCCGAGCAGAAGCGGCGUUUCAACAUCAAGCUGGGAUUCGACACUUUGCAUAACCUUGUCACCACCCUCAGCUCCCAGCCAAGCAUUAAGAUCAGCAAGGCCACCACUCUGCAGAAGACUGCCGAGUACAUCGGUAAGAUGCAGCAGGAGAGGGCCCAGCUGCAAGAAGAGACUCAGAGACUCCGAGAGGAGAUCCAGCUUCUCAACUCCGCCAUCAACGUGUGCCAACAGCAGCUACCCGCCACCGGCGUGCCCAUCACGCGCCAGCGCUUUGACCUCAUGAGGGAGAAGUUCAGAGAAUACGUCCGGGCACAGACGCUGCAGAACUGGAAGUUCUGGAUUUUCAGCAUCAUCAUCGAGCCCCUUUUCGAGUCCUACAACGGGAUGGUGUCCACAACCAGCGUGGAGGACCUGUGUCGGUCUACGCUGUCCUGGCUCGACCAGCACUGCUCCUUGCUCACUCUCAGACCCAUGGUGUUGAGCUCACUCCGUCUCCUGAGUACAUCCACCGCCAUCCUAACGGACCCCAGCCUGCUGCCAGAACAGGCGGCCCUCGCGGUCACCCAGGGUUACCCCGCCGCUAACCCGGACCACUCCGCACAGCCAGCCACCCAGGACAGGGCGCACCUUCUCUGACCGGGAAGAACACGCUUUUGGAGACGUCACUCGAACCCGCCGGCCGGGACCGCGAGGCAGCGGAGGCCGUGUGGCGGAAACUGGACUUGAUGCUCGCCUCCAGAGGUGGAGUACUGCUCAGCGGGGGGGGGGGGGGGGGGGACAAUCCCGCCGGAGUAAACCUCACCGAGUCCCCGAUGAAUGUACCCCAGUUAGACCUGCACCUGACGAUGACAGAAGCUAUGUGCUCUGACUACACUCGUGUCAUGUUUGUAACGCACACUUCACACCCGGCCGUGUAUUUCUUAUGUAUGUGUUGGAGGAGACGUUCAGGCAAACACGUGGAAGGGGUCAAAGGUCAGGCCACGUGCAUGGAAGAGUUUUAUUUUCUUUUGAAAUGACAUGACAACAGUUGUCAAAAGAAUCUCAAUCACAGAAAGGAUCCCCCCCCUCCCCCCCCAAUUGUAUCCGGCCAAUUACCCCACUCUUCUGAGCCGUCCCGGUCGCUGCUCCACCCCCUCUGCCGCUCCACCCCCUCUGCCGAUCCGGGGAGGUGCUGCAGACUACCACAUGCCUCCUCCCAUACAUGUGGAGUCGCCAGCCACUUCUUUUCACCUGACAGUGAGGAGUUUCACCAGGGGGGACGUAGCGCGUGGGAGGAUCACGUUAUUCCCCUCCAGUCCCCCCUGCGAACAGGUGCCCCGACCGACCAGAGGAGGCGCUAGUGCAGCGACCAGGACACAUACCCACAUCCGGCUUCCCACCCGCAGACACGGCCAGUUGUGUCUGUUGGGACGCCUGACCAAGGCGGAGGCAACACGGGGAUUCGAACCGGCGAUGCCCCGUGUUGCUAGGCAACGGAAUAGUCCACUACGCUACCCGGACGUCCCUAAUCCCUAGAAAUGGCGAUCUUUGGGCCUGUGAUUCAUGCGCCAUUGUAUGAGUUGUCGGCACGCUUCCACGUUGUGUGUGACUCGUGUAUCCGAGGCCGUUGUUGAAUUACUCAAGUCCUCCUUCUGCCGCCACGCUCGCACCACGGCGAUCAUCAGGCAGGCGUUAAAAAACACCAGGCAGCUCUCGGUGGUCACGAGGGGUGUCCUGAGGCCUGGCCACCCGUGUUGCCGCCCCACCGUCUAAAGACGUGGAUUUCGCGGUCGUGGUCAGGUCGCGCGACGAGAAGCACGCCACGAUAACUCAACUGGUCUCAGAUCAGCAUACGUACAACGUUUACAAGAGACCUUACCGUGACGGGCCUCGAGCUUGUUCGCAGAUAUUUAAAUACCCACUCACGGGGCAGUAUGAAAAUUACCCCAACAGCUGUUCAAUAAUCAGGGAGACUCCAAAGAUGGCUGGCUAGAGCGUGGGCCCAGCGUCACGAGAGGGCAAAAGCCAGCAAUACCCCCCCUUCAGGUGAAAUUUGUGCCUUUGUGCCCCACAGCCAUUGCAUAUUUAUGUACAUGUAUUAAAAGAAAUAUCUGUCUCACCUCUUUUCGGGUGGUGUGUGUCUUCCUCAAGCUCGGGUCCUCCGGCAGAGGUCCGGGAGUUUGAGGGCCGUGUGCCGUAUCUUAGCUGUUCCUAGGACCCCCCUCUUCUGCACGGAGACCUCAGAUGUUGUUCCUGUAUCUGCUGGACCCACUGUCCCGGUUUGGGGGUCAUUCAGCCCCCUUGACAGUCAUCACUCGUUUCUGGAUUAUCCAAGAUACUCACACAUCUGGUCCUGAACAAUGUUAUUUUUGUGAAGCCACAAGCUCUAGCAGCAUGUUCCCAAAGCCCAAAUAAGUUAUGUUUCA